GUAAGGAUAUAUAUAAAAAGAAUUCUGAGGCUUUCUUGCACUUUCAUCAAUAAUUCCCUAAACGCCAAUAACACACAUACUCUCUCUCUCUCUCUCUCGGUCUCUAUACUCCGACUAAAACUUCAUGGAAGGUGGCGGCGGACAGCGGAGCUCCGACGGGUACUUGCCUCCGGGGUUCCGGUUCCACCCGACCGAUGAAGAGUUGAUCGGGCAUUACCUCUUGAAGAAGGUUCUGAACUCCCAUUUCUCUUCACCGGCCAUUGCUCAUGUCGACCUCAACAAGUCCGAGCCAUGGGACCUCCCUGAGAAAGCAUUGAUGGGGGAGAAAGAGUGGUAUUUCUUCAGCGUGAGAGACCGGAAAUACCCAACCGGAUUGAGAACAAACCGGGCGACGGAAGCCGGGUACUGGAAAGCGACCGGGAAAGACCGGGAAAUAAUGAGCUCAAAAACCAACUCCUUGAUUGGAAUGAAGAAGACCCUUGUUUUCUACAGAGGCAGAGCUCCCAAAGGCCAAAAAUCCAAUUGGGUUAUGCAUGAAUUUCGUCUCGCCGGCAAAUUCUCUUACCAUUUCCUCUCCGCCGCUACUUCCAAGGAUGAAUGGGUGAUAUCAAGAGUUUUCAAGAAGACCGGCUCUGGCAACGGGGCUACCAUGCACGGCGGUGCAAUGAAGAAGACUUGCCCGAAUCCCGAACCCAGUUCCCCUUCCUCGGUAUCUCUGCCUCCUCUUCUCGACUCAUCCCCCUACCCCUCUGCCGCCGUCGCAGCCGACGCUACCGUCAGCUCGGCCGCUUAUGCGGACGGCGACGACACAAGGGAGCACGAGCUGCACGUGACCUGUUUCUCCACCAACAACCUCAACUACUGCUCCGCUUCAGCCUUUCCGAGCUUUCAGGAGAAUCUACAGGCGCCGUUCUUGAUCUCCCCUGUGGGUCCGUCGCUGGUUCAUCUCGUGGGGGAGGCAGCCAAUUUGGAUGGGUAUGGCGGUGGUCCGACACCAGAGGGUUCUGCCGACGUGAAUGCUUCAGCUUAUGUGUGGAGAUUCUGAGAUAAAAUUAUUCUCAAUAGAAUCUGAUAUAUAUAAAAUGUGCUUUUAAAAUCUCUUUUUGUUUU
Molecule: messenger RNA, 1110 nt
Organism: Cucumis sativus (cucumber)
Lineage: Eukaryota; Viridiplantae; Streptophyta; Magnoliopsida; Cucurbitales; Cucurbitaceae
Product: protein CUP-SHAPED COTYLEDON 2
Exons: 3
Coding region: 125-1045 (306 amino acids)
Biological process (GO): regulation of DNA-templated transcription
Molecular function (GO): DNA binding
Source: RefSeq, a predicted model, not a curated record